GCGAAACAAAUGAUUCACGAAUUGCUUAUUUUUUGCCGGCUGGUUGUUUAAAACUGAAAUAAAUAAUUAAACAGCCAUGUCGCAGCCCCUGGAGGAGUGCAAGGAUGAGGAGCUGCCCGCAAACACGCUGGAGCACUUCACCGAACUGCAGCAGGUGCUGGAGAUGAUCGAGAACAUCAAAUCGAUUGCGGCUGGGACCUUUGAAAGGGAAUUCGAGCAAUACGCCCAGGUUUUGUCCCGCUACCAGGAGCAGCCGCACCUGCUGGAUCCCCACUUGGAGGAGCUGCUGGGCAAGCUGCUCCAGAAGAUUCGCCGGCAGGAUUUGGAGACGGGAGAACGUCAUGCGGCCUUCAAGUAUCUCUAUAUUAUCUCCAAAGUUCGCACCUACAAAGUGUUGGUCAAAUUUAUGCCCCACGAACUGAGCGAUCUGGAGUUUGUCCUGGAUCUGCUGGGCCAGCAGGAUCCCAAGGAGUUCGAGCAGUGGGAGACGCGCUAUAUACUCCUCCUUUGGAUGUCUAUCCUCGUACUGAAUCCCUUUCACAUGUCAAGACUGGAUGCCUAUGAAACCAAUCCCAAUCCCACUAGCAACUGCAUUUCCAUCAACCAUGUCCAGUCGAAGAGCACCAAGAUGGAGCGCAUCUUCGAGCUCAUCCAGCUGUAUGUCUCCUCCAACGACACCUGCAGCAGCAUGGCUGCUUAUUUGGCCGCCAAGUACUUCAUUCGCAGCGACAUCAAGGAUCUGUAUCUAGAGAGAUUCCUCGAUUGGAUCAUGGAGCAGCAUCAGGCGGAUACGGUGAAUGUCAAGUUUGGCCAACUGGCUGCCGUGGCUGCCAUUUUAAAGCACGGCAAGCGCGAGGAUCUGCUGCCCUAUGCGGACAAGCUGCUCCAGUGGAUCACCUCAUGCCAGUACAAGGAGGGCAACGACUUUCUCAAGUACAAGAACUAUGUGAAAAUCGUUCAGAGAAUCGGACUGGUGCACCUGAAGCCGAGGAUUGCCAGUUGGCGGUACAAAAGAGGCACUCGCUCACUGGCCACCAAUCUCAGCCAGGCAACUGGAGCGGGAGGUGAAUCGGCUGCAAUGGAGGUUGCAACCGAGGAAGGCGAGGAGAUCCUGGUUCCCGAUGCCAUCGAGGAGGUGAUUGAGGAGCUGCUGCAGGCCCUGCGAAGCGGUGGCAACGAUAUACGCUGGAGUGCAGCCAAGGGAUUGGGCCGGGUCACCAAUCGCCUGCCAAAGGAGCUGGCCGACGAGGUGAUUGGCUCAGUGAUUGACAUACUCAGCCCACUGGAGCCCCACGAAGCCUGGCAUGGUGCCUGCUUGGCUUUGGCUGAAUUGGCCAAAAGGGGAUUGCUGCUGCCGCAUCGAUUGGAGGAGCUGGUGCCGCUCCUCAUGCAGGCUCUCUUCUACGAUGAAAUGAAGGGCUACAUGUCGGUGGGUCAACACAUUCGCGAUUCCGCCUGCUACAUGUGCUGGGCCUUCGCCAGGGCCUACAAUCCAGAUGACGUCAAACCUUUCGUGCACAAAAUCUCAUCUGGUUUACUCACCGUUGCCGUUUUUGAUCGUGAGGUUAACUGCAGGCGUGCUGCCUCCGCCGCUUUCCAAGAAAGUGUCGGCCGCCUGGGCAACUUUCCCUUCGGCAUCGAAAUCUCCACCACCACGGACUUUUACUCCGUGGGCAUUCGGCAGAAUUCCUACCUGAACAUCAGCGAUUACAUCGCCCAGUUUGAGGUGUACAGGGAGCCCUUGAUUAGUCACCUAGUGCAGCAUAAAGUGAACCAUUGGGACCCGGCCAUAAGGGAGCUGACAGCCAAAGCCCUGCAUAAACUUUCUCUAAGGGAACCCGAGUAUAUGGCCGCCGUGGUGCUGCCACAACUGCUGGCCAAAACCGAUACCAUCGAUAUAAAUUGCCGACAUGGCUGCGUCUUGGCCAUGGGAGAGAUUACACUGGCGCUGCGGAAUCUGGAAAAUAAGAGUGAUCCACCGGUGGCCUACCUGUCCAAUCAAAGGAUUGUGGAGCUGAAUGAACUAAUACAAACGUUCCUGGACAGAAAUUGCUAUCGCGGAAUGAGCGGCGAGCUGAUGAAGUCGUGCACUACCAACUACAUAAAGAAUUGCAGUUUGGCUAAGCUAGAGGCCACAGCAGAGUGUUUGGCUUCCUGGCAAAAGGUCAUAGAUUCCUGUCUGACCACCAAAUCCACCGCCAUUCGUGAAUCUGCGGUGGAGGCCUUUGGUGAACUGUGUGUUACGUACUACUCUUUGGAUUCCAGAAACCAGGAGAACGAAGCCAUUAUUAAUGCUUAUUUGCUGGGAGCCGAAAACGAUUUGGAGGAGCAUAUACGCAUGGGAUACAUUGCUGCUCUGGGAGUGCUGCCAUCCUUUAUGAUCCGUCCCCAUCUCGCAGCUGUAAUGGAUAGUUUGGUGAAGCAUUCGCUGACUCCCUUGCAAGCGGUUAUAGUGGGUGAAAUGGGAGAUCGUGAGAAUAUCCAGACAUACCGAUGGAGCGAGGCGCGAACAGAAAGCGUGAGAGCUUUGACUAAAGUGGUGAAAACUGUAGGAUAUGAAGGAGGAAUCUACUCAUUUGCCGAGCCUGCCAACUUCAACAAAGUUAUGAAGUGUCUGCUAAAAGCCUUGGACGAAUACACCCUGGACAAUCGCGGCGAUAUUGGAGCUUGGGUGCGGGAGGCGGCCAUGUCAUCGCUCUACGAGAUCGUCACUCAGUGUCCGCCUGCUCUGCUCACCUCGGAGCACGUCCAUCUGAUUGUGGCGGGCUUUAUGCAGCAGGCUGUGGAGAAGAUCGAUCGCACGCGCGGAUUAGGCGGUCGUCUCUGCUGCCAGUUGAUUCACCAUGAGCCCAGGAUACCGCAUAUACGAGAGCAUGCGAAACUUUUGGAAAUAUUCCCCGCCGAUGCGGAUUCCGUGCUUUGGCUGUUUGCCGAUCACACAUUCCCGCUCUUCUGUGAGCUGCUCGCUCUGCCGGAUUACUCUAAAAGAGUGCUGCUGGGUUUGAGUGCCAGCAUUGGUCAAUUAACUGAAUCUCUGAUUAAGUACGCCUCGAGUGCCCUAUUCCAGUUCUUACGUUCCAAUCCCCAGACUGUGCCGCGUCUCUGCUCUGAGGUUGUUCAGAUCUUCGAGGAGCAUUUGCUGAAUGAACGCGUAACCUAUCCCAUGCUCAGUUUCCUGGAUAUACUCAUUGGAUCUGGUACCGUGGAGUCGGUGCUUCAUGACGAAGCAAAUCCCUUUGCAGAGGACAUCUACAGACUGCUUAAUCUGGAGGUUAAGGGCUACAAGAAGCUCUAUAAGACCGCCACCAGCAUUAGUGCUUUUUGCCAGCUGCUCCAGGUUCCCCGCUUGUCGCGACGCAUUCUGUCAAAGCUCUCAGUAUUCCUUGGACUGCAGCAUGUCCAUGUUCGCAAAACUGCUGCCACAAAAUUAUACGAAGCGCUGGCUCUGCACGGCGAUGUCACCGAAGUGCCCGAGGACAAUAUGGAUGAGAUCCUCACGCUGCUCUCGGAAACCGACUGGACCAUGCCGCUGGUGGAGGUGCGUCCGCUAAGGAACCAAUUGUGCCACCUGAUGGACAUCAAGGCGCCUGUGAGUGGAGCAGCUGCGGCGGCCGCUUUGCAUCAAGCGAAUGCGGAUAAAUGAAUUUUCGGCAAUAUAAGUUAAACUUCACUAUGCUUGUAUUUCAUAUUUUUUGCACAAUUAUACUGACAACGCUUACAGGA
This is a messenger RNA of Drosophila takahashii, 3723 nucleotides long. It is a transcript of the gene TBCD, whose product is annotated as tubulin folding cofactor D. NCBI's taxonomy places the organism in Eukaryota, Metazoa, Arthropoda, Insecta, Diptera, Drosophilidae. Gene Ontology annotation, biological process: post-chaperonin tubulin folding pathway; tubulin complex assembly; microtubule cytoskeleton organization. Gene Ontology annotation, molecular function: beta-tubulin binding; GTPase activator activity. Gene Ontology annotation, cellular component: lateral plasma membrane. The record is from RefSeq and is a predicted model, not a curated record.